This is a messenger RNA of Scleropages formosus (Asian bonytongue), 2237 nucleotides long. RefSeq names its product KDEL endoplasmic reticulum protein retention receptor 2b (gene kdelr2b). Gene Ontology annotation, cellular component: membrane. The transcript has 5 exons. Gene Ontology annotation, biological process: protein retention in ER lumen. The coding region runs from base 260 to 898 and encodes 212 amino acids. Gene Ontology annotation, molecular function: ER lumen protein retrieval receptor activity. The record is from RefSeq and is a predicted model, not a curated record. Lineage: Eukaryota; Metazoa; Chordata; Actinopteri; Osteoglossiformes; Osteoglossidae.
CCUCUUCCCAGCUUGCAUUGUGCGCUCAUAUUCUUGGCCACGUCCCCGGGCCACGUCGCGCAACGCUCGCCAUUUUCGCAGUCGGAUCACAGAAAGCGCUUUGGGCGACGAGACAGUCCUUUCCAUUAUACACAAAUCGGUAGGACCACGAAAGGCCGGAGGACGACAAACCCACGGAGACGCCCUCGACCGACGCCGAUCUUCGUCCGUGAUUAAAUAGAGCAAAGGAAAGGCGGCCUCCGCAGUGAUCAGCUCCAACAUGAACAUCUUCAGACUCACCGGAGAUCUCUCUCACUUAGCGGCCAUCAUCAUCCUGCUGCUCAAAAUAUGGAAAACGAGGUCCUGCGCCGGUAUCUCUGGGAAAAGCCAGAUUCUCUUUGCCUUGGUCUUCACCACUCGCUAUCUGGAUCUCCUGACCUCUUUCAUUUCCCUCUACAACACAGUGAUGAAGAUCAUCUACAUUGGAUGUGCAUAUGCCACCGUUUAUCUGAUCUACAUGAAGUUCAAAGCCACCUAUGAUGGGAACCAUGACACCUUCAGAGUGGAGUUCCUGGUGGUUCCUGUAGGCGGUCUUGCAUUCUUGGUCAACCAUGACUUCUCUCCUCUGGAGAUUCUGUGGACUUUCUCCAUUUAUUUGGAGUCAGUCGCCAUCCUUCCUCAGCUCUUCAUGAUCAGCAAGACCGGGGAGGCAGAAACUAUCACCACCCACUACCUGUUCUUCCUUGGCCUGUAUCGUGCACUCUACCUCAUCAACUGGAUCUGGCGCUUCUACUUUGAGGGUUUCUUUGACAUGAUAGCUAUUGUGGCUGGUGUUGUUCAGACAAUCCUAUACUGCGACUUCUUCUAUCUGUAUGUAACGAAAGUUCUGAAAGGGAAGAAGCUGAGCCUGCCAGCCUAGAGGCCAAAGACCAGCAACACUUCAGACUCCUGGGGGGCACAGGCCAUCGCUGCCACCACACUAGAGUAAGAUGCCUGAGACAGAGUGUGAGAGGGAACCACUACUGUUUUUUUUUUUUUUUUUUUUUUUUUUUUUUUUAUUAAAAUGUCUCCCAACAAAUGUCAGCAGCUCCAGAAUGAAACAGAGGCCACCCUCUGGUCUCCGUAGCCUUCGGAUCUCUGUUUUAAGCAUCUUGCCUUACCUUUUUUUAUUACUCUGUAUAAAAUUUAAAAGGAAAAGUUUUCUACAUACUCGAUGUACUCUUAUGAUUUGACACUCAAUCCAGUGUAUAGAUUUCAAAUAUCAGAUCUAUUGCCUAACAAAUUGGCAUAAGAUUGCUAAGGGGAUGUUCAAGUAAAUAUUGACAAUGUUUCAAUUGUUUGCAACCAAAAUAAAUGCAUAACUUUUCCUAAUCUUUUGAAUAUUUCAGAACAUCAUUGUACCCCAGAAACCUUUUAAUAUGAGAACCAGAAUUCAGCAUUGGCUGUGGUUUUGUGAUUAGUUGUGUUUCUGCUUUUUCUGUUUUGCAUUCCUAAGUUAAUCAAGCUGGGCCAGUUACCAAAAGUUUUCCCAAGACCCAACAUCCUUUUUCAUGAUGUAUUCGGCUCACAUAGUAAUCUUUCUCUGAAAGUUACAAAAUCAGAACGGUCAAAUUCAAAACAAGUUUUACCUUUCAAAUGGUAUGUCCCCAUGAUACCAUUCAAUUGAAUAACAGUAUUUAAUUGCCUUAUCUUCACGGAGUGAUUUCUGUGCUGUACAUAGCUUUCUUUAUGUCACUUUGGCAGACCCCCUCACUGCAUUAUCCAAAACAUAUGUAUCCCUUUUGUUUCUCUCUAGAGUUUGUGCCCAUGUUAUUAGUAGUGCAUUAUUUGUGGCUAUAUCCCACCAUCCUAGGGUUUAUAAUUUCAGAGAUUUUAUAUGAGAGCUGUGGGACACACCCUAUCUGCUAGCUGAGCAAUAAGACAGUGUUGGGAUAAGGAAGAUGCCUCUGCCAGUAGGGACAAAGUGGCCUAUGUUUUGUGAAAAUGCAAAUGCAGUAACUUUGAAAUGAAAUGUCCAUUUAAAUUGUCUACAUGGUGUGCAUAUUGUUGAGCUCAUAACAAGUCUUAUUUUUAAUAUUGGAGAUAAUGUAUGAUCUGGGCGUUUUUAUAGAAUUAGAAUUCAGUUUAAAUUUCCUUUAGGUUCCACAGCCUUUGCUCCCAUUGUCUUUCAUCCAUAUCAUUCCUUGGUUUUUUUUUGGUUACUGAGCUUUUGCAUGAUGUUACCCUGUGAUACCACCUCCAAUAAAGAUUUUAUGGGA